UGCUGCUCUGGCUGCCCCUCCAGGGAUGAAAAGAACCAGUCCAUCAUCGUGAGCGGGGAGUCGGGGGCAGGCAAGACGGUCUCUGCCAAAUACGCCAUGCGCUUCUUCGCCACCGUCGGGGGCUCUGCCAGCGAGACCAACAUCGAAGCCAAAGUCCUGGCCUCCAGCCCCAUCAUGGAGGCCAUUGGGAAUGCUAAAACAACAAGGAAUGACAACAGCAGCCGCUUUGGGAAAUACAUUCAGAUUGGCUUUGAUAAAAGAUACCACAUCAUUGGUGCCAACAUGAGGACGUAUCUGCUGGAAAAAUCUCGGGUUGUAUUUCAGGCAGAGGACGAGCGCAACUACCACAUCUUCUACCAGCUCUGUGCCUCCUCAAGCCUUCCAGAAUUCAAAGACCUUGGACUCACGUGUGCUGAAGACUUUUUCUACACUUCUCAGGGAGGUGACACGUCCAUUGAUGGCGUGGACGAUGCUGAUGACUUUGAGAAAACCAGACAUGCCUUCACCCUGCUUGGAGUGAAGGAGUCUCAUCAGAUGACCAUUUUCAGGAUAAUUGCUGCCAUUCUGCACCUGGGGAACUUGAAAAUCCAAGGGGAACGAGACGGGGAGGUCUGCAGUGUAUCGAGCGAGGACGAGCACCUGAGCAGCUUCUGCAGCCUGCUGGGCGUGGAGCACAGCCAGAUGCAGCACUGGCUCUGCCACCGCAAGCUCGUCACCACGGCCGAGACCUACGUGAAGAGCAUGUCCCUGCACCAGGUGGUGAACGCCAGGAACGCCCUGGCCAAGCACAUCUACGCCCAGCUCUUCAACUGGAUCGUGCAGCACGUCAACAAGGCCCUGCACACCACUGUGAAGCAGCACUCCUUCAUCGGCGUGCUCGACAUCUACGGGUUUGAAACUUUUGAAGUGAAUAGCUUUGAACAGUUCUGUAUCAACUAUGCCAACGAAAAGCUCCAGCAGCAGUUCAACUCGCACGUGUUUAAGCUGGAACAAGAAGAGUACAUGAAGGAGGGAAUCCCUUGGACUCUCAUAGACUUCUACGACAACCAGCCCUGCAUAGACCUGAUAGAGGCCAAGCUUGGCAUCCUGGACCUGCUGGACGAAGAGUGCAAGGUGCCCAAGGGCACGGACCAGAACUGGGCGCAGAAGCUCUACGACCGCCACGCCGCCAGCCAGCACUUCCAGAAGCCUCGCAUGUCCAACACCUCCUUCAUCGUCCUGCACUUCGCUGACAAGGUGGAGUACCAGAGCGAGGGGUUUCUGGAGAAGAACAGGGACACUGUGUAUGAGGAGCAGAUCAACAUCCUGAAAGCCAGCAAGUACCAGAUGGUAGCAGACUUAUUCCAGGAGGAGAAGGACGCCGUGCCCGCCUCUGCCGUGCCAAAGAGAACACCCCGGAUCAACGUGCGCUCUGCCAAGCCAGCCUUCAAGGCUGCCAACAAGGAGCACAGGAAAACAGUGGGACACCAGUUCCGCAACUCCCUGCAGCUGCUGAUGGAGACCCUGAAUGCCACCACCCCCCACUACGUGCGCUGCAUCAAGCCCAACGACGAGAAGCUCCCCUUCAAGUUUGAUCCGAAGAGAGCAGUGCAGCAGCUGAGAGCCUGUGGAGUGCUGGAGACCAUCCGGAUCAGUGCAGCUGGCUUCCCAUCCAGGUGGUCCUACUCUGACUUUUUCAAUAGGUACCGUGUGCUUAUGAACAAGAGAGACCUCUCUAAGAACGACACGAAGCAGAUCUGUCAGACCCUGCUGGAAGACCUCAUUAAGGAUCCAGACAAGUUCCAGUUUGGCCGUACCAAGAUCUUUUUCCGUGCAGGCCAGGUGGCAUAUCUGGAGAAACUGCGGGCAGAUAAGUUCAGAGCUGCCACCAUCAUGAUCCAGAAGACAGUGCGGGGCUGGCUGCAGAGGGCCAAGUACCAGAGGCUGAGACGAGCCACCCUCGCCCUGCAGCGCCACGCCCGCGGGCACCUGGCACGCAGGCUUUUCCAGCACCUGAGGAGGACGAGGGCUGCCAUCAUCUUGCAGAAGCAGUACCGAAUGCUGCGGAUGCGCCGGGCCUUCCUGAGGGUCCGCAGCGCCACCCUCACCAUCCAGGCUUUUGCUCGGGGCAUGUUUGUCAGGAGGAUUUACCACCAGAUGCUGAUGGAGCACAAGGCCACCAUCCUGCAGAAGUACGCCCGGGGCUGGCUGGCCCGCGCGCGGCUCCGCCGGGCCCAGGCCGCCGCCGUGGUGCUGCAGUGCCACUGGCGGCGCCUCAGGGCCCGGCGCCAGCUCCAGGCCCUCCGCAUCGAGGCACGCUCGGCACAGCACCUCAAGAAGCUCAACAUCGGCAUGGAGAACAAGGUGGUGCAGCUGCAGAGGAAGGUGGACGAGCAGAACAAGGAGAACAAGCUUCUGACUGAGCAGCUGUCCAUGCUGACAUCAGCCCACUCCUCCGAGGUGGAGAAGCUGAAGAAGGAGCUGCAGCAGUACCAGGAGACCCAGCAGGGUGAUGGCAAGCAGCUCCUCAGCCUACAGGAGGAGACAGAGCGGCUGCGGAUGGAGCUGGAGAGGGCUCACGGGGAGAGGGAGGUCCUGGAGGACAGCCACGGCAAGGAGAGGGACCUGCUGAGGAAGCGUAUCUCCGACCUGGAAGAAGAAAACGCUCUCCUGAAGCAGGAAAAAGAGGAGCUGAACAGCAGGAUCCUCUGUCAGUCUGAAGAUGAAUUUGCACGAAACACAGUUGAGGAAAAUAUGCAGAUGAAGAAAGAGCUGGAAGAAGAGAGAUCUCGUUAUCAGAACCUGGUAAAAGAGUAUGCAAGUCUGGAGCAGAGAUACGACAACUUGAGGGAUGAAAUGACUAUUUUUAAGCAAACACCGGGGCACAGGAGAAACCCAUCCAACCAGAGCAGCUUGGAGUCUGAUUCCAAUAACCCAUCCAUCUGCACCUCUGAGAUCGGGGACACCGAGGAUGUGAUACAGCAGGUGGAGGAGAUUGGGAUGGAGAAAGCAGCCAUGGACAUGACCCUCUUCCUAAAGCUACAGAAGCGAGUGAGGGAGCUUGAGCUGGAGAGGAAGAAGCUGCAAGCCCAGCUGGACAAAAAGGAGCAAGACAGCAAGAAAUCCCAGGUAAUUGAAAUAAAGACUGAAGUGGCUUCAGAACAUGAAGAUUUUGCAUACAACAGCCUGAAGAGGCAAGAGCUGGAGUCGGAGAACAAGAAGCUGAAAAAUGAGCUCAAUGAGCUGAGGAAGGCCAUUGCAGACCACGCCACCCAGAACAACUCUUCCAACGACGUGCAGGACGGCUACAACCUCCUCCUGAACCAGCUGAAAUCGGCCAACGAGGAGCUGGAGGUGCGCAAGGAGGAGGUGCUCAUCCUCAGGUCGCAGAUCAUGAAGGCAGCCCAGCAGAAAGAGACGGGGAAAAACAUGGUAAAGGAGAGGGAGAGCAUCUCCCCCAAUGCCAGCUGGCCCAACAGUGACCGGCACGUUGACCAGGAGGACGCGAUCGAAGCCUACCAGGGCAUGUGCGAGACCAACCGCAAGACUGAGGACUGGGGCUAUCUCAAUGAAGAUGGAGAGCUCGGCUUGGCUUAUCAAGGUUUAAAGCAAGUUGCCAGGUUGCUCGAAGCACAGCUCCAGGAACAGAGAAGGGAGCAUGAGGAGGAGAUGGAAGCUCUGAAAAACCAGGUGGAUUUAAUGCAAGAGGAGCUGGAGAAGCAGCAGCAGGCAUUCCUGCAGACUAUGCAGCUCUCUCCAGAGGUCCAGGUGGAAUUUGGACUUCAGCAAGAAAUUACACGUCUGACCAAUGAAAACCUGGAUCUUAAAGAAUUGCUGGAAAAGUUGGAAAAGAAUGAAAAGAAACUGAAGAAGCAGCUGAAGAUUUACAUGAAGAAGGUCCAAGAUUUUGAAGCAUCCCAGACAAUGGUGCCAGUGGAGAGGAGGCCACAUGAGAGGAACAUGCAGGUUGCUGUCCAGAGGAAGGAGAAGGAUUUUCAGGGCAUGCUGGAAUAUUACAAAGAAGAUGAGCCACUCCUCAUCCGAAACCUCAUCACAGAUCUCAAGCCCCAGGCAGUGUCUGCUACUGUUCCCUGCCUUCCUGCUUACAUCCUCUACAUGUGCAUCAGACACGCAGAUUACAUCAAUGAUGACCAGAAGGUGCACUCCUUGCUCACCUCCACCAUCAACGGCGUUAAGAAAGUGCUGAAGAAGCACCAGGAUGACUUUGAGAUGACGUCGUUCUGGCUGGCGAACACCUGCCGCCUGCUGCACUGCCUGAAGCAGUACAGCGGGGAAGAGGGUUUCAUGACCCAAAACACGGCGAAGCAGAAUGAGCACUGCCUGAAGAACUUCGACCUGACCGAGUACCGCCAGGUGCUGGGCCACCUCUCCAUCCAGAUCUACCAGCAGCUCAUCAACAUUGCAGAGGGCAUCCUGCAGCCCAUGAUCGUGUCUGCUGUGUUGGAAAAUGAGAGUAUCCAAGGGCUUUCCAGUGUCAAACCGGUGGGCUACAGGAAAUAUUCCUCCAAUGCGGUUGACAGCUCCUACAGCUUGGAUGAAAUGAUUCGCCAGCUGAACACAUUCCACAGCAUCAUGUGUGACCAGGGCCUGGACCCAGAGAUCAUCCAGCAGGUGUUCAAGCAACUCUUCUACAUGAUCAACGCCAUCGCCCUCAACAACCUGCUGCUGAGGAAGGAUGUCUGCUCGUGGAGCACGGGCAUGCAGCUGAGGUUUAACAUCAGCCAGCUGGAGGAAUGGCUGCGUGGGAAGAAUCUGCAGCAGAGUGGAGCAGCACAAACUUUGGAGCCCUUGAUUCAGGCAGCACAGCUCCUGCAGCUGAAAAAGAAAACCUCAGAGGAUGCUGAGGCCAUCUGCUCCUUGUGCACGUCGCUCACAACCCAGCAGAUUGUAAAGAUACUUAAUCUCUACACUCCUGUGAACGAGUUUGAAGAACGUGUGACAGUAGCUUUCAUACGAAACAUUCAGAAGCAGUUGCAGGAACGGAAUGACCCUCCACAGCUGCUGUUAGACUUCAAGCACAUGUUCCCAGUUCUCUUCCCAUUCAACCCAUCUGCCAUCACCAUGGACUCCAUUCAUCUCCCUGCUUCUCUCAACUUGGAUUUUCUCAAUAAAGUCUGAAGAAAGUAGAAUUAAACUCACCUCUCACACCCAGAGACUUCCCACAAAAGAAGAAAAAUCAUAAAAAGAAUUCAAGAGCUGUUUAAACAUGGACCAAACAGGCUUAUGGAAGAACCAGUACACAGUAACAAAUGGAUGCUAAAAUGUACACUAAAAAGACACUGGUCUGUAUGUGAUUUUUUUUUUUUUUGGUAAUUCGCAUCUCAGAAAUAAGGAUACUUGAAAAAUAGAUUUAUUUUUUAAUGUUUGAUUUUGUGUUGACAUAGUUCAACGCCCAUAAUCAUCUCCAAAAGCCAGGAAGUGGGAGACAGCUUAUUUUGAUUUUCAUAGGUGUCUAUGACAAAAACAAAAUUUGAGACACUUGUGCUGCCUUGAAGGAUGUGUCAUUUGUCUAGUAGCAGGUGGUCUUGUGUGUAUGAAUAGCAGAACAUGCAGUUCUGGUUUCAGUUCUUGCUAGUAACUGCAUCCAUGAUAGUGAAUUGAAAAGGUAAAUUGCAGAAGGUGUGUAUUUAUCACACCAAAAAGGUAAAAAGACUGGGAUGCUGCUUGUUUCCACUGAUGUGGAAAUUGUCACAAAUAGUAUGGUUGGGAAAUGCUGUUGCUCCUCCUAAAGACAUUCAGUGCAUCUGCUUCAUGGAAAUUUAGAUAAAUGGGCAGGGAUUUGUUCCAGUGGACUUUCUUGCAUUACCAAAUUUACGUUAGCAAAGGCUUUGCCCUAGUGAAAUAAUCAUGAUGCAAAGGACUGCCUUAAGCCUUCUGCUUCUAGUAUAGCAUCAUCCUGAUCCCUGCUGUUGGCUUUCCUUGUGCUUUCGAGUGUCAAACACUUUCAUCCUGUGGCUGUCAAGGUUCUUGUACCUCUUACACGGCCAGUGUCAGAACCCCAUGCACAGAUCAUGCUAAGGAACCCAGUUUAGUCAUCCAGCCCUACCUGUGUUCAGUGGGUUAAUCCUAGCUGUAGCUGUCCAUGGAAAAACUCCAUUCACUUCAGUAGCCAUCCAGAAUGUUACGAAUCAUGCAAAUACACAGCUUGGAUAUAUUUUAGAAAUUUAAAAAUUUCUAAAAGAGAUGAAAUGUUCUAAUAAAAAAAAAAAAAAAAAAAAAAGCUGUCAGGUGGUAUGUUAGAAACAUAAGCCAUUUCUUUAAGAGUUAACCCAAACUACAACGACCUUAAAUGAAUAAUUGCUUUCAAUUCAGAUUCUAUUUGUUUUUUUCUUUUUUUAAAUCAGACUUAUAAACUAAGCCAAACCAACCCUCUGACCUCACCACAGAGACGCUGAAGGAGACCAGGCAUUGGUUUUUCUUUGGUCCUUGGCAGCCCACACAGAGCUCUCAGUGGCUGCUGGGCAGGGGAGGAGGUGGGUUCCCCAGGGUCAGAGCUGCUCCACGACUGCUCAGCGUGGGGAUGCUUCUGCCACAGCACAACGUGCCAAACUGCAGUCAGGAUGUGUGGCUGCCAGCAUUCUGCCCUUUCCACUUCCACAAUAUUCUUGUUUAAAUCAAUCUUCACUCACCUGCUUUUGUGGCUCCUCCUGUGGUCCGCAGCUCCAUCAUGACUAGAAGCUUUCUGAGAAAAAUCCACUCUCUCCAUCUGACUCCUUUUAGCUGGUGUAAAUCCAAACAGCAAAUUUAUGACCAGGUAGGCUGUCUGCUCAGAGACUGAAAGUAGAAUGUGAAGUUUCUUGGAGAUACACUAACUCCUGCCUGCUGCAGUUUCCUUUCUAGGCAAGCAGCAUGUUGGGUUUUAGGCAUCAUGUAUAUAAUCGGUGUAUAUACGAACUGCAGUAGUCCUGUAUGUACUAUAUAUGUAUAUGACUAUCCAAAAAAAGCACAUUUUAAAAGAAACUGUUGAGUGCUGUGCAGAGUUAUAUCGGUCCAUGCUAGUGGGUAAAUACCUUGAUUCAAACAGAGACUAUAGUUCAGAGCAACUGUUACCACUGAAGGACAGACUUCAGGCUAAAAAGUAAUUUUUUCCCCCUUAACCAUCACCCAUUGAAUUACAGAUAUUUUGCUUGUAAAGAGCCAGGACUGUCUCCAAACUGCAGUCCUUGGGCACUCAUCUCUGCUGUGUCUUCAGUAGUGCCUUCAUCUCCCCUGGCUAUACAAUGAGGGUAAUGCCACCAGUUGCUGCCUGUGCCCAGCAAGCCCUGCCACCCACUCGCCCACUAUAUCUUUAUUUAUUUUCGCCUACCUCUUUUCACAAUGAAUCUCCUUGCAGUGCUCUGAAUUUUGUUAGUUGUCGCCUCUCCCUUUCUUCCACGCUCCAACAGUCUGGUUUAAGAAUAAAUAAUUCAAAGCAGGAUUCAGCCUUUCUGUAAGGUGGUUUAAACAGAGAGCUGUUGCUCAGGAUUCAUGUUAGGUCAGCAGUUUCAGGCAGUUCAGGUCUCUACCUCUUUCUGAUGUAAAUUAUUUGGAGUACAAUUCCCAAUGCAUUGAUUAAGCCUAUGCUUAUCACUCAGACUAAGUGACAGGCUGCUGCAGAAUCCUCUUCUGCAGUGACUUUGUUGCUGAUUACCACUGUAAAAUGUGCUUAAUGGUCUUCUAGGGGAUAAUGGUCCUUCACUGGCACUUUCAGGAUUGUAAUUUAUAUGUUCUUUCUUAAAAACUCUUAGUAUGUGUAGAUGGGAACUGGGAUUUAACAUCCUGAUCUGUGAUCCCGUGGUUUAUCCACUGAGAUCCUUCUGGAAGAGAACACUGUAUGAAACACCUUUAUAUAUGUUAUUUUUUCUGUUAGCACUUUUUAAAAUUUGUAUUUAAAUGUUAAUUUAGUUAAAUUGCUAUGCUCAAGCAUGCCUUCUUUCCUCAGAUUUACACUUCUUUAUUUAAAAAGCAAAAUGAACACAAAGCAUGGUUUAGAGAAAGCUGGCUCUUCUCCAGAUUUUUCUUUAUUUUUAAAUAUUGAUUAUUAUGUUUAGCAUUUUCCCACUCUGUGCCUUCAGCUGUUUAACUCAACCACUCCUUCUCUAAAAUAAGCAUUAAAACACUGGAAUAUUUUUGUUAUUCUGUCGUAGAAAAAGUUGUCUAUGGAUAUAAAAGCCUACUCAUAAAAUCUUACAUUGAAGAGGUCUGCAAAAACACUUUGAAGUUCUUGGGGAAAAAAAACCUAAACAAUAGUGACCCACAGUGAUUUCUGCAAAUAUGAUGGCUUAUAUCUCAGAAAUGCACUAUUGGGAAUACAAUAAAAUAAAAUAAACCAUCAAAAUGCCCAUGUAAUCACCAGCAUUACAGCACCAACACUUCAAAUAUGAGUCGAGGCAUAUGCUGGCUGACCUACAAGAAGCAUCCAGGACAAUGUCCAUGUUUCAUUUUCACCACAAAGUUCUUUUUCUUCUUCCUUUUUUAUUUUUUUAAUUGCCAUUUUGUAGCUGAGGUUACUUAUCUGAUAAAGCUGCUGUAGGUGACUGUAGAAAAAGAACAUUAGACCUCAAGACUGAAUUUUUGCAAUCCUACAUUACAAACAUUUUUUUGCUCAUGCAGUUUAUUCCACUGGAUUACCAAAAAUUUCUUUGCAUUUGUGAAACAGUACCGAAGUGUGGGCAUGUUUUAAGCACAGUGGCUGCUUUUCAUCACCCUGCAACUUGAACACUGAAGUCUUUGCAGGACAGGAUUCCUCGUUUGUGUGAUUUGCAAAAGGUGCAAAUGAAAAAGUUGCACUUGAAACAAUGGUUGUUUUCCUCCAUUUUCAAUAGUAAAUGAAUAAAAUUGUGCAAACUUAUUCUUUUGGACCAUUAACUGGAAAAUUAGCAUUUUAUCAUUGCAUAUAAAUAGAACCUAAUUAAAAUGAAUUGCAUGAACUUCCAUGAAGCUUUUUCCUCAAACUUUAUUGAUUCACAUAUAUAUUACAGUCAUAAAUUUAUCUUUUUUUUCUGAAAGAAAUACUAGCAAGGUAGAUGUUAAGUAAAACAAUCCACAAGACAUCACCUUGAUGAGUAUCCAAAUUAUUUCAAGGUGUGAAUGCCAGUGGACAAAGACUUUCAGAUUAAUUUGAAAUCAGAAGAAAAGAAGUAUAUUUAAAAAGUGCUACUAUAUUGAAAUCUUUGGGGAUAUUUUUAUUUUAUUUUUUGUGGUGUGACGUGUCAUUACCUUAAGGAGCAGAAGGUAUAGCUGCUGUCAAAGUUGAAUGAUAUACAUGAGUGAAUACUGUAGAUGAAAUACUACUGCUUAUAAAAUAUUUUUCCAUUUUGAACAAAUCUGUAAACUACACCUUUGUUUAUAAGAAAAUGCUUGUAAUAGUCACUGUAAUAUUCAGCUGGGGAUAAAAAGAAAUUUGUGAAAUAAACACUUUUGAAGAAA
Molecule: messenger RNA, 9408 nt
Organism: Motacilla alba alba
Lineage: Eukaryota; Metazoa; Chordata; Aves; Passeriformes; Motacillidae
Gene: MYO5B
Product: myosin VB
Exons: 36
Biological process (GO): actin filament organization; vesicle transport along actin filament
Cellular component (GO): cytoplasm; vesicle; myosin complex
Molecular function (GO): microfilament motor activity; ATP binding; actin filament binding
Source: RefSeq, a predicted model, not a curated record